This is a messenger RNA of Anopheles maculipalpis, 573 nucleotides long. It is a transcript of the gene Mesh1, whose product is annotated as guanosine-3',5'-bis(diphosphate) 3'-pyrophosphohydrolase MESH1. Gene Ontology annotation, molecular function: guanosine-3',5'-bis(diphosphate) 3'-diphosphatase activity. The transcript is spliced from 2 exons. Lineage: Eukaryota; Metazoa; Arthropoda; Insecta; Diptera; Culicidae. The record is from RefSeq and is a predicted model, not a curated record. Bases 1 to 552 code for a protein of 183 amino acids.
AUGAGAGAAGCAGUCGCACCUGAGGAAAUAUUAAGCGUGUACACAAAAUGUGUGAAUUUUGCCGCUGAAAAGCAUCGAAAUCAACGGCGCCUGGAUGCUGCUGAAACGCCGUACAUCAAUCAUCCGAUCGGGGUUGCAUACAUUCUUACUGAGGCAGGAAUAACCGAUCUAGAAGUACUGCAAGCUGCUAUCCUGCACGAUACGGUCGAAGAUACGGACACCACGUUGGAGGAAAUCGAAUCCUUGUUUGGUGCUAACGUGCGUUCGAUUGUGCAGGAAGUAACGGAUGAUAAAUCGCUACCGAAACAGGAGCGUAAACGGUUGCAGAUAGAACGUGCCGCUGGCAAAACUCAUCAGGCAAAAUUAGUAAAACUUGCUGAUAAAAUUUAUAAUCUACGCGAUCUUCAACGAUCGAAACCCAAGAACUGGACUGACGGUCGAUGUCGGGAAUAUUUUUGCUGGGCAAAAAAAGUAUGCGACAAUCUGAAGGGAACGAACGCAGCUUUGGAAUCUAUAUUGGAUGAUAUAUUUCGGCAGGAGAAUGUCAAUUAAAAUACAUUGUUCUACUUAACU